CCGUACGGCACCGUAGCUGAAGACGAAACAUGCCAGCAAAAGGUCCUUUGCAAUCUGUCCAGGUCUUUGGACGUAAAAAAACCGCCACAGCAGUUGCUCACUGCAAAAGGGGGAAUGGCCUGAUCAAAGUGAACGGCAGACCCCUGGAAAUGGUGGAGCCGGCCACUCUCCAGUACAAGCUUCUGGAGCCAGUGCUGUUGCUGGGAAAGGAGCGUUUUGCUGGUGUCGACAUCAGAGUCAGAGUGAAGGGUGGUGGACAUGUGGCUCAGAUCUAUGCUAUCCGUCAGGCCAUCUCCAAAUCCCUGGUUGCCUACUAUCAGAAGUAUGUGGACGAGGCCUCCAAGAAAGAGAUCAAAGACAUCCUGAUCCAGUACGACAGGACCCUGCUGGUUGCCGAUCCACGUCGCUGCGAGUCUAAGAAGUUCGGUGGACCCGGAGCUCGUGCCCGCUACCAGAAGUCCUACCGUUAAUCCCCCUGUACAUUUUCUUAAUAAAUUGGA
Pungitius pungitius (ninespine stickleback) is the source of this 500-nucleotide messenger RNA. RefSeq names its product ribosomal protein S16 (gene rps16). The record is from RefSeq and is a predicted model, not a curated record. Gene Ontology annotation, biological process: translation; maturation of SSU-rRNA from tricistronic rRNA transcript (SSU-rRNA, 5.8S rRNA, LSU-rRNA). Gene Ontology annotation, cellular component: cytosolic small ribosomal subunit; ribosome. Gene Ontology annotation, molecular function: RNA binding; structural constituent of ribosome. NCBI's taxonomy places the organism in Eukaryota, Metazoa, Chordata, Actinopteri, Perciformes, Gasterosteidae. The coding region runs from base 30 to 470 and encodes 146 amino acids. The transcript is spliced from 6 exons.